This is a messenger RNA of Passer domesticus (house sparrow), 2947 nucleotides long. It is a transcript of the gene TMEM135, whose product is annotated as transmembrane protein 135. NCBI's taxonomy places the organism in Eukaryota, Metazoa, Chordata, Aves, Passeriformes, Passeridae. The record is from RefSeq and is a predicted model, not a curated record. The coding region runs from base 144 to 1520 and encodes 458 amino acids. The transcript has 15 exons.
AGCGGCGGUGCCCGCGAGUAACCCCGGCGCGCGCAGCGCCCCGCGCGACCUCUUCCCCCGGCAGCGGCGGUGACGCGGCGGCCGCGCGCGCCCCGCGCCCCCUCCCGCUCCCCUCCCCUCCCCUCCGCGCGCGCGCUGCAAAGAUGGCGGCGCUGAGCAAGUCCAUCCCCCACAGCUGCUACGAGAUCGGGCACACCUGGCACCCCAAGUGCUCCUGGGCUGUGCUGCACGUCACCCAGAGCGCCCUGGCAGAGUCCCUCCGCAUCUACGGCACCCUCUACCUGAUUGCAGCUAUUCUCAGGAAACGAAAACUUGACUAUUAUUUGUACAAGCUGCUACCUGAGAUCUUGCAGUCAACUUCCUUUCUGACAGCAAAUGGGACCUUGUAUAUUGCUUGCUUUUGCAUUCUAAGGAAGAUACUUGGAAAAUUCUACUUUUGGUCUCCUGGCUUUGGUGCAGCUUUACCUGCUUCUUACAUGGCUAUUCUCAUUGAAAGGAAAAGCAGGAGAGGUCUUCUCACAAUAUACAUGGCUAAUCAAGCCACAGAAACAUUGUUCCGAAUGGCGGUAGCAAGAGGAGCUAUCACACCUUUGAGACAUGGAGAAGUUCUUUUGUUCUGCAUCACAGCUGCUCUGUUCAUGUUCUUCUUCAGGUGCAAAGAUGGCUUGAAAGGAUUUACAUACUCUGCACUAAAGUUCAUUGUAGGGAAAGAAGAAAUCCCCACCCAUUCUUUUUCACCUGAAGCAGCAUUUUCAAAAACAGAUAGAAAAAUCAAGCAUAAUGAAAAAGUAUCACAGUCAAUGAACAUUCUGGCACUAACAAAAAAGCUCAUGGACAAAGUGUGCAAACAUGGCCCAAGGCAUAGAUGCUGUAAACACUAUGGAGAUAAUUGCAUCUCAUACUGUAUUAAAGGCUUCAUUAGGAUGUUUAGCAUUGGUUACCUGAUCCAGUGUUGCCUUCGGAUUCCUUCCACCUUCCGGCAUCUGCUUACACAACCAUCACGGCUGCUUUCCCUCUUCUACAACAAGGAAAAUUUCCAGCUUGGAGCUUUUCUGGGAUCUUUUGUCAGUAUAUACAAAGGUACCAGCUGCUUCCUGCGCUGGGUCCGAAACCUAGAUGAUGAGCUUCAUGCACUUGUAGCUGGGUGUCUAGCAGGAAUUUCUAUGAUGUUUUACAAAAGUACAACGAUCUCUAUGUAUCUGGUGUCUAAAUUAGUAGAGACUAUAUACUUCAAAGGCAUUGAAGCAGGGAAGGUUCCCUAUUUCCCUCAUGCAGACAGCAUCAUCUAUGCCAUUUCUACAUCAAUAUGCUUUCAGGCAGCUGUCAUGGAAGUUCAGAACCUGAGACCUUCAUACUGGAAAUUUCUUCUACGUCUAACAAAGGGCAGAUUUGCUCUCAUGAACAGGAAAGUUUUAGAUGUGUUUGGUACUGAAGCAUCUAAGAACUUCAAGGAUUUCACGCCUAAACUUGACCCAAGAUACACAGUUGUGCCACCAGAGUUACCACUGGAGCUGUCUUGAACACGAAUGUCAUUGACUGUGAUCAGCAUUUUGUCCUGAAAAGUUAAUUAACUUGACAGUCGUAUAUAUGGAGGAGGACUAGGGCUCCACUUCAGUAUUAUUUCAAUGAGAAAAGCUUUUUACCAAUCAGAAAUACUGAAGCUUUGCAGGGAGGUGUGGCUUAGUGAUUAACCCCCUUCCAUAAGCAGAAAACAUUUCUGGAUUACUAUAGUUGGUUGACAGUAUGGUAGAAUGAAUUAAACAAAUGAGUAAUAUAUUUAGAGAAGAGAAGUAAAACAUAAAUAUGCUUCAUGAUUUCAAAAAUUCCAUAGUUCAUACCAAUAGAAUAUUUCUUGAUAAAACUAAAAGUAAUUAUUAAUUUAGAAAUGAAGACAAUUGGCAUAGUUUAGCUCCAAAAUUUUACCUGAUCUUAAAAAUGUUGCAGUCGGGUGAAAAUGCCUCCCUGGUUUUUCAAAUUGCAUCACUGAUUUGUCUGAAAAGAGCCACCACCCCCUCAUUAGUUAAAAUUAGGGUAUUUUUACACAGAUGUGGUUGCAAAAUAAGGCAUUCCUUAGGAAAAAAACCCAUAUAUUGAUUCAGAAAUCACAUUCCAGGGCUGUAAUUUCCUCUGAUGACACAGAUAACAGGCAAGGAAAACAAGAAAGUGGCACCGGUGGCUGCCGUGCGCCGAGGAGCGGCGGGUGUGGUGGUCAGCAUCUGCCAAGUGGAAAGGGACACAACUGGCAGAGGAAGGAAUGAAGCAUUCCAGCCUCUGAGAUGGUGCUGGAAACAGCAGACAGUUACAAAAAUAAAAAAGCCAAGAACAAAACAAAACAAAGCUAAACACACACCCACCUCCCCCCCUCCCCAGCUAAAAUAUACUGAAGCAAAAUGUUUAUUUUUGAAAGGGUUGGUCAUUGUCGCCUUAGAUGGCAUCAGAUUGUUUAUUGGGCUACAGCACCAGCCAGCAUUUCAAGCAUUUCUUUGGAAGAGAACUGACCCCUGAGGUUAAGCUGUUGGAGAGAACAGUUUUGACAAUCAUAUUAAUAGUCUUUUUUCCUUGUGAUUGGUGAAGAGUGGUUUUCCACCAGGCUAUCAGACUCACGACUGGCACAGUUACAUUAAAUUUUAUCUGGUACUCAAUGCAAAUAACUACCUACAUAAAGUCCAUCUCAUUUUUACUGUACAUAUUUCUGCAGAUUUGUGCUCCAAAGUGAAACCUUGACAUGCUAAUUGCUUUUUUUUCCCUUUGCUUUUUUGAGCUUUUUUUAAUUAUAACCCGUUCAGGUGGUGCUGAAUGGUGUUCAUUAUCCUAGAAGUUAAUGAGAAGAUGAACUAUAUUCACAUUCAACUGAAAAAACUGAAAAGAAGUGAAAUAAGCCAGGGAAAUUGCAGUAGGUUGCAUGUAUUUUCAAAAAAAAAAAAAAAAACAAACCAAAAAGAAGAAA